This is a messenger RNA of Hibiscus syriacus, 669 nucleotides long. Its product is annotated as LOB domain-containing protein 29-like. The transcript is spliced from 3 exons. Gene Ontology annotation, biological process: positive regulation of DNA-templated transcription; hormone-mediated signaling pathway. The coding region runs from base 1 to 669 and encodes 222 amino acids. The record is from RefSeq and is a predicted model, not a curated record. NCBI's taxonomy places the organism in Eukaryota, Viridiplantae, Streptophyta, Magnoliopsida, Malvales, Malvaceae. Gene Ontology annotation, cellular component: nucleus.
AUGACUGGUUCUGGUUCCCCUUGUGGUGCCUGCAAGUUCCUGAGAAGAAAAUGCCUUGAAGGCUGUGUUUUUGCGCCUUAUUUCUGCCAUGAACAAGGUGCUGCCCAUUUUGCAGCCAUCCACAAGGUUUUUGGUGCAAGCAAUGUCUCUAAGCUCCUUGCUCACCUCCCCGUCACUGAACGCUCUGAGGCUGCCGUCACGAUCUCCUAUGAAGCUCAAGCUGUUAAAAGUUUCAAAGUUUGGCUUCACGACCCCAUUUAUGGCUGCGUUUCUCAUAUCUUUGCCCUCCAACAACAGGUUGUCAAUUUACAGGCACAGCUUGCGUCUCUCAAGGAACAAGCAACUCAGAGCAGUAGUUUUAAUGGCACUGUUACUGCAAACCCUAAUGACAUUUACUGUGGAAAGCUUCCUUGUCAGCGGCUCCACGAUGAUGUUCAAAGCUGGUUUUACCCACAUGAUUCAACCAUGGCACCACCCAACUUUAACUGUAAGAAUAGGUUUUUGGAUCCGACUUCUUUAGGGAAGUAUGAAAGUUCAUCGGAUCAAUCCUCGUUUACGGCUUUUGGCGGGGAGGCCCCUUGUUCCAUGUCUUCUUCCUUUGAACAAUGGAGUUUCGAGGAUGUCGAUCACCUUCAAACCAUGGCCUUUGGCUAUGCUCAUCGUUCAUGA